Molecule: messenger RNA, 549 nt
Organism: Plasmopara halstedii
Lineage: Eukaryota; Oomycota; Peronosporomycetes; Peronosporales; Peronosporaceae
Product: Predicted Yippee-type zinc-binding protein
Exons: 3
Coding region: 1-549 (182 amino acids)
Source: RefSeq, a predicted model, not a curated record
AUGCCGGCACUCACAGUCAUUCGCAGCGGUGGCAAGGGAGUAGAGCGUAUAGAAAUGCGCGGGUGUUGGCAGCCCGUCCCGCACCUUGAGCGAUCUAAUGGAAGCGACGAAAUGAACGAUGAGGAAUUGCUAGACCAAGCCGAGGAUAUUUGGCGUAACAUUGGCUCAAACUUUGAAGUCAACCAAAAUCCCAGACUCUCGUCGAAGUUAAGUGGUGUGAAGGGUAUGCAUGCGUUACUUUGUGCUGGCUGUGGUACCUUGGUCGGCGACCGUGACGAUAUCAUUUCAAAAGAAUUUUUUGGCCGCUAUGGCAAAGCUUUUCUUAUGAAUACCAUGCUGAACGUUCGUAUCUGCCCAGCUCGCAAUCGAUACUUAAUGACGGGUAUGCACUGCAUUGCUGAAGUGUUAUGCAGCCGGUGUGACAAUGUGCUCGGCUGGAAAUACCUCAAAGCCAUGGAACCUUCCCAAAAAUACAAAGAAGGUAAAUUUAUUAUGGAGUACACUGCUGUUGACGAUGAAUCGGAAGAGCAUAUCUGGAAUCGAGUUUGA